Messenger RNA from Prunus persica (peach), 2514 nucleotides. RefSeq names its product serine/threonine-protein kinase Nek3. The coding region runs from base 419 to 2293 and encodes 624 amino acids. The record is from RefSeq and is a predicted model, not a curated record. Gene Ontology annotation, molecular function: ATP binding; protein kinase activity. The transcript has 15 exons. Lineage: Eukaryota; Viridiplantae; Streptophyta; Magnoliopsida; Rosales; Rosaceae. Gene Ontology annotation, biological process: protein phosphorylation.
AUCUUUCUCUCUCAAGUCUUAAAUAGAAAAUUAUAAUUUAGGAUAUAAUAAGAUGAAUCUGUCUCUCUCUAGGAUUUAUGGGUUUAUUUAUUAUGGUUUGUAUAAAUGUUAAUCUCCAUCUCUCUCUCUCUCUAAAAACUUGACGGUUUUGUCUCUUGAGAAGUUAGAGCUGAGAGUAAAAAGCGCAGAAGAAAAAACCCAAAUGGGCAAAUGGGGGAAAGAGCUACUGCAACUUCCUCUGCAGCUUCUGCUUCUGCUUCUGCUGCUUUGUACUCUACUUGUCCAGUAGCGGUGUCGUUUUCAGCUCAUUAUCCCCUGCUCCCAAUGUCUCCUCUCUCACCUGCAUUGUGAAUGUGAUCUCUCUUCGAUCCAACUUACUCACUCUACAUUCAGAAAACAUAAAUUUUGAGUCAAUCAGAUGGAGCAAUAUGAAGUUCUAGAGCAAAUUGGGAAAGGGGCUUUUGGUUCUGCACUUCUUGUCAGGCAUAAGCAUGAAAAGAAGAAGUAUGUGUUGAAAAAGAUUCGGCUUGCUCGCCAGACUGAUAGAUCACGGAGAUCUGCGCACCAGGAGAUGGAGCUCAUUUCUAAAUUACGAAAUCCAUUUAUUGUGGAGUACAAGGAUUCUUGGGUGGAAAAGGGUUGCUAUGUGUGCAUUAUUAUAGGUUAUUGCGCAGGAGGAGACAUGGCAGAAGCUAUAAAAAAAGCCAAUGGUCUUCUUUUCCCUGAAGAGAAGCUCUGUAAGUGGCUUGUUCAACUUCUAAUGGCGCUCGACUAUUUGCACUUGAAUCACAUUCUUCAUCGUGAUGUCAAGUGUUCUAAUAUAUUCUUGACAAAAGAUCAAGAUAUACGUCUUGGUGACUUUGGACUUGCCAAAAUGUUGACUUCAGAUGAUCUUGCCUCUUCAGUUGUGGGAACUCCUAGCUAUAUGUGUCCUGAGCUUCUUGCGGAUAUACCUUAUGGUUCAAAAUCAGAUAUUUGGUCUUUGGGAUGCUGCAUCUAUGAAAUGACUUCUCAUAAGGCCGCAUUUAAAGCAUUUGAUAUACAAGCACUGAUUAACAAAAUUAACAGGUCCAUUGUUGCUCCCCUUCCCACAAAGUACUCUGCUGCAUUCCGAGGCCUUAUUAAAAGCAUGCUUCGGAAAAACCCAGAACUCAGGCCAAGUGCUGCAGAGCUGCUUGGUCAUCCACACCUUCAGCCUUAUGUUCACAAAGUUCAUCUCAAAAUCAAUAUCCCCAGACAUGGAACUUUAGCAGUAAAUUGGGCUGAUCCCGGUUAUUUGAAGAAAACAAGAUUCGCAGAGCCAGAAGAUGCUCGUUUCUUCACAUACCAGGAUAAGCGGCAUACGUUAAGCAAUGAUAGGACUUUGAAUCCUAGUAUAUCUGGAGGUGAGCAAGAUUCACUGUGCUCUACCCAAGAAAUGCAUGACAAGCCAAAUUAUCUGAAACAACAAUUGGCAGGACUGUCUGCUGGUAGAACCUUUAGAAAAGCAGCCAUAUCCAAGCAGCCAAUUGCUUCCAAAACUUCAAAUAUUGUUAAGACUCGAGCUCCAGCUAAAGCUUCUGCUACUCCCAAGAGAUGGAUGGAGCCAAAGAAUCGCUCAUCGCUUCCUGUUUCAUGCACUUCGAAAAAAGCAGUAAGUACAACUCGCAGAGCAUCAUUGCCAUUACCAACAAGUGCUGCAACUCACCAAUCCCCCUUCCGGCCCAAUAUUGGUGUCCUUCACUGUAUUAAAUCUCCUGAUGUUUCUGUCAAUUCCCCUCGAAUUGACAGAAUAGCUGAAUUUCCAUUAGCCUCAUAUGAAGAACAAUUAUAUGAAGAACAGUUUUUGCCUAUCCAUAGAAGAACUUCAUCACACUCUGUGCAAGGCUCGUCUGGUUCCCCGCAAUCUGAUGACCGUUCAAUCAUGAAGGACAAAUGUACAGUUCAGACAUGUGAAAGAGCGUCUCGCAAACUUAGUUUCACUGGUGCGUGGCAGGGAAUUCAAUCCAGCAUGUUCCAAGCUGAACGAGACGAUCAAAGUGAUGAAUGUUCUGAUCAAAAUGCGACUGCUGGAGCGUCAAGCCGGACAUCAUCAGACACACGUCGCAGGCGGUUUGACACCAAAUCAUUCCAGCAAAGGGCUGAAGCUUUAGAAGGGCUGCUUGAAUUUAGUGCGAGGUUGCUCCAACAUCAAAGAUAUGAUGAGCUUGGGGUGUUGCUGAAGCCUUUUGGGCCAGGUAAGGUCUCCCCUAGGGAAACUGCUAUUUGGCUGACUAAGAGCAUCAAGGAAAAUACUGUCAAGCACGAUGAUUAGUUCCAAUGAGCAGUUAACACGUGUAAUAUAUUUCAGACUCCAAUAUUUUUUGUAGUUUACGAGUUUCUGUAAUCAUUCUUCUCAAGAGGAAUUAGGCACCUAGGUAGAUACUGAUUUUGCAGUUCAUGAUCUGAGAAGAGGAAUGGUUAUCACCUUGGAUUCAACUUAGUUUGAAACUGUGAUGGGUUAAUAGAAUAUUUCUCAAUAUUGCGUAACAUCAA